Molecule: messenger RNA, 2220 nt
Organism: Pyricularia pennisetigena
Lineage: Eukaryota; Fungi; Ascomycota; Sordariomycetes; Magnaporthales; Pyriculariaceae
Exons: 4
Coding region: 1-2220 (739 amino acids)
Source: RefSeq, a predicted model, not a curated record
AUGUCUGGCUUCGGCUCCAAUCCGGCGUCCUGUUCCUCGAUCUCGGAGCAGGUAAGGUUGAUGAUUGAACGUGACAGGCAGUUGGCUCCUGGCGCCGCCAUCACUCUGGCCCAGGAUGAGAGCUCCAAAUGGAAUGAGAAUCGCGAUAAAAUGUUCGAGCUUUGCGGUCUUGAGGAGAAUCAAGAGACUCCAGACUUUGAGUCUGUUGAGGCGCUGAAGCCUCAGGAUCCGAAAGUCAUGAUGCGGCUUGCCGAAGCAGAGAACUACGACAGCCUCUUCUUCAGGUACAGCAAGAAGGCUGCCAAUGGCGAGGAGGUCUCUGGUGAGGAGCGCGUUCAAGCACUUCCUUUCCAUGUCAAUAACGGCGGAAAUCUCUUUACGGGCAACAUGGCUGAGCAGCCUAGCAAGCCCCUCUUUCAGGUUCUGGGGAUCAGCGAGCUCAGGUCCCGCGUGCUGAAGGACAUCUCAUUCAUUGAUAAGAAGAACCUUGCGCUGGCAAGCAAAGGGACUUACAGGGAGGUUGGACACUUCUACGAGGUCUGGGACACCAACCGUGCCGACUUUCUCGGCAACGAUUGUAGGCUGCUACAGAUCGGUACGAUGAACAAUGGGCAGAAGCCCGUGGUUGUCAAAAGCUCGCGGGUGUCAUUGAUUAUGGAAAAGGCCUUUGAAAGCCGGGGGCUUGGAGAAACCCAAGUUCUCGAGACGAAAAACCCUCAGGGUGUCGCACGCGACUGGCUCGUCCGCGACAAGAUGAUGCCACCGUCGAAGCCGAUUUUGUUGUAUACAAAAGGCAGCACUGAGAUCGAGCACGAGGUUGGGACUCGGACUGAAGCCCGUCACAUCAUGAUAACGGCGAUACCUUUCCAAGCCACCUCCGAGACAUACAACAGGUCCCCUCGUCUGACGUAUCAGAACUCUACUCUGCACAUGUUGCGUGGCCUCGAAGCAAUCCACAACGUUGGCUCGUCGAUCGAGACACUGGACAUCUCGUGCCAGCCCAUGCUGACACCUGGUCAUGUCGACUUGGUGCUGUCGGCCGUGCCUCACCUAAAACGCCUCACGCUUCGGAAAAAUCACUUGCUCCGAAUUUCGAACACUGAGGAGCUCAUGGAGAUGGUGCAUCGUCGAGUACCCGGCUGCAUCCUUGACUUCUCGCCAUACUUUUUCUACGGGGCUCUGCACCGCGAAGUUGAGAAAAACUUCGAGAUCAGUAAGGGCUCUUUCGGCCUGAGUUGGGAGGACUCGGGCGUCAACACGGAGAAAGUAGUGGCCGUCUUCAUCAUGAAGAUCCGCAACUGCGAGGCCGAACUGGGCAUGCGAGUCCUCGACAAGGGAAUGGGUCUCCGAGACUUUCUGAACCGCCUGCCACUGCGUCCAGGCUUUAUCGACAGCAUGAUUGAAUCCUGGGACAAACUCGAGCACGGUUGGACCGGUGACAGUACUGGUGACAGUCUGAUGUGGAACCUUGUCCACCAGAUUGUCGAGCCGAACAUUUCCAAGAUUUUGUCGGAGUACAAGAUUCUAACCUGUCGGCAUUGCGGCUGGCGGAUGCCCGAUUUCCUCAUGCAUGCUAAUUACUCUUGCGCGUUUUGCAGCUUUGAGUUCUUCGCAAGUGCAGAAACCGAUCGGUACCGUCACGAGAAGGAGUACAUUGCUCAUUCGCAUCUCUUGUCCAACGACCUCCUGCCUUCCAACGCAACGCUGGGCAUGCUUCUCGGCGCAGAAGAGCUUCCCGCUGCCGCCUCCGGCGACGGUGUGGUUGUGGCUAGGGGAUUCUGGGAUCAGUCCGUGGGCCCCUGGACGCCCGUCGAUACCUACAACCUUGAGCAGCAGCUCAUGAGACCCAUCCUGGCCUGCCGAACGCUGUACAAGAUCAGGCUCCGUGACCUCUCGCGGGCAUACGACAAAGCGGCGUUUCUCUGGAAGUCGACCGGGGAGUUCGCCAUCCACUGCCGCAAGCCGGGCUUCCAGGACCGCGGACCUGGCGACCAUGAGUUCUUCCCCGUCCAGCACGAAAACAUCUUUAGAAACCAGUUCCGCAUCGACGUCCACACGGGCGAGUCGUAUCAGGCCGUGUUCCUGCCAGACGAGUUGGCGUACAGCUCCAAGAUGUUCUACGUCCGGGCCGGGGACUGGGAUCAGCUCCGUAUCGACUUUACCAAGUCCGAGAAGCAGCUCCGAGAGGAGUACUACAGGCAGAAGUACUCCCCGUGGUGA